AUGGUUCGGUUCUGGAUUGAGGGGAUUGAGGUUUAUUUCCCAUACCCUAAAAUUUACCCAGAGCAAAUCGCAUAUAUGAAGAGCCUCAAAAAUGUUCUAGAUUCAAAGGGCCACGCGGUACUUGAAAUGCCCACCGGCACAGGUAAAACGGUAGCAUUAUUUAGUUUUGUAUCGAGCUACCAACUUGCAAAACCUGAACUGGGUAAGCUCGUGUAUUGUACCCGUACAAUUCAUGAGAUGGAAAAGGCACUUAAUGAACUCAGUGUAGUCAUUUCUUAUCGCAAUUCGCAGUUAAAUAUAGACCAUUCCUCUACCUAUGAAGGAUCAAACUCUUAUAAAACUAGUAAUAAUAUGAACGAAACUAAUCAAAACUACAUUAAAAAUAUAAAUUCAGUUAAACAUAUGAAAGAAGAAAAAAAUGUGAAGAUUAAAGUGGAACAGGAUGUCGAGACCCCCCAAAAUGACCAUUUUCUGGCGGUUGGACUUUGCUCCAGACGUAAUUUGUGCAUUCACCCUGAAGUUUCCUCACAAGCGGAUCGUACAAAAAUCGAUGAAAAAUGUAUAUUUCACUUUCACACACCAGUUGAAUACUACCGUUAUUUAGUCAUGCCAAUAUUAAUUUUUAUAGUAAAAGUAUAUAUAGGUUGUGAUUUAACAUCUAUAUGGCGUAGAAUGCAAUUUGAGGAUCUGGAGGAUACAAAAAGGAAUGAGCAUACUUUGGAAUACGAGGGAUCUAAGCCUAUUAAAAUAAAACCAAGCGCCUCUGCAGUUCAAGAGAUCCCUGAUAUAGAAGAGUUUAAUUCAAUGGGACUAUGUGGAUACUACGAAACAAUUGAACGCAUCUGGAAUCCAACAUUUAUGCCUUCAGGUGUAUAUACUCUGGAGGGUUUGAAGGAAUAUUGCCUAAAUUUUAAGGACCCGAGAACCGGACGUCCCUCACCCAUUUGUCCCUAUUUUGCAGCCAGACGAGCAAUUGACGACGCCAACAUAGUUGUACUGAAUUAUCAGUACCUGAUAGACCCGAAGGUAUCGGAUGCAGUGUUUUAUCACCUAUGCACCGAGAGUUAUUUGAAGGAAAAACGAGAUGAUAAAGAUAGUAAGCCCAAGUUACCAAUAGUUGUUGUGUUUGACGAGGCUCAUAACAUCGACAAUGUUUGUAUUGAGGCUCUGAGCGUAGAACUCAGUACAGAAACUCUUGACAACGCUUAUUCAGACCUGUCGAGGCUAGAGAAUAGUGUUCGAGAACUUAGACUGCGGGACGAGGAACUGCUCCUUGAAGAAUAUAGGAGACUAGUAGAGACUACUGACUUUGGUUCGGCUGAUAUUGAAGGUUAUAUGAACCCUUUACUCAGACAAGAUAUUGUUGACCGAGUGAUGCCUGGGUCAAUUCGAAAAGCAGAACACUUCAUCUCGUUCCUGAAAGUUGUAAUAGGAUACUUAAAAAAGUAUAUAAAGGUUAAAGAACCAAAGUCCGAGGGCCCACUCAUGUUUUUAUAUAGAUUUCAAAAUGAGACUGGUAUCAUUUCUGAUGUAUUCCAACACACGUAUAACAGAUUUAAAUCAUUGCUGAAUACUUUAAAAAUGACGGUUGGAAAUUUGACGGCCUUGCACUUAGUGAUUGACUUUUGCAGUCUUGUUGGGACAUACUACAAGGGCUUUAUCAUAAUUGUUGAUCCUUUUCCUAAAUCAGCGGCAUAUGAUCCUGUGAUUCAAUUCUCUUGCCUGGACGCUUCGGUUGCUAUGAAACCAGUCCUGGAAAACUUCCAGUCUGUGAUCUUGACAUCAGGGACUAUGUCACCGCUGGAAUUUUACCCGAAAAUUCUAAAUUUCUCACCGAUAUUGACUCAGUCGCUUCCAAUGUCACUUGACAGGGAAUGUCUUUGUCCCAUCAUAGUUUCAAAAGGAGACAACCAAGUUCACAUGACUACCAAAUUUGAUCUUAGAAAAGAUAUAACACUACUCAGGAACUAUGGAUCACUAGUGAUAGAGCUUUGCAAAAGCAUACCUGAUGGCGUUGUAUGCUUUUUCCCGAGCUAUGCAUACAUGGAAUUGAUUUUGUCACAUUGGUACGAAACCGGAAUACUAUCCUCUAUUAUGAGUCAUAAAUUAGUCUUCAUAGAAACUAAAGAAUCAAUUAGUACAAGCCUAGCACUUCACAACUAUCGAAGAGCCUGUGAUGCCGGACGUGGUGGUUUGUUCCUUUCAGUUUGCAGAGGAAAAGUGGCGGAAGGAAUCGACUUUGAUAUGCAUUAUGGACGCUGUGUUAUCCUUAUUGGAAUACCUUUCCAGUACACCCUAUCCAGGACUCUAAAGGCCCGGCUAGAUUUUAUGAGAUGUAAUUAUGGCAUAUUGGAAAGUGAAUUUAUUACAUUUGAUGCUAUGAGACAAGCUGCUCAAUGUAUAGGAAGAGUUAUUCGCAACAAAGGUGACUAUGGAUUGAUGGUAUUGGCCGAUUCUCGCUACACAAGGGUUGGCAAAAGGUCAAAAUUACCUGUUUGGAUUCUCAAAAGGUUAGAUUUAGGCAAUUUUUAUCUUACCUGCGAAUCGGCCAGCUCAAUUGGGAAAGCCUUCAUAAGAAGAAUGUCGCAGGAAUAUAUCAGCACUAAAAGAACCAAAUUUGGCCAAACAACACUCAACAAUGAAAAAUUGUACUGGUCAACUGUAAAAAGUAUCUUGGACCUAUAA
Messenger RNA from Theileria annulata, 2685 nucleotides. RefSeq names its product rad3-like DNA helicase-related, putative. Lineage: Eukaryota; Apicomplexa; Aconoidasida; Piroplasmida; Theileriidae. Gene Ontology annotation, biological process: positive regulation of mitotic recombination; transcription by RNA polymerase II; nucleotide-excision repair. The record is from RefSeq and is a predicted model, not a curated record. The coding region runs from base 1 to 2685 and encodes 894 amino acids. The transcript is spliced from 6 exons. Gene Ontology annotation, molecular function: hydrolase activity, acting on acid anhydrides, in phosphorus-containing anhydrides; ATP binding; damaged DNA binding. Gene Ontology annotation, cellular component: nucleus.